GAGAGAGCCAGAGAGAGGGAGAGAGGGAGGAGAUAGAGAGAGAGAGAGAGACAUAGCGAAAGGGUGAGAGAGAGACACUGCUUCCCUGUUUCCUUUCACAACUCGUAGCAGCAAUCGGCGAGUCGGUCCUUACCGAGACUGGGAUCAAAACAAAGCGGUCUUGUGUGUUGAGGAUCCGAGCAGGGGGUGAAUAUACAGCCUAGUAGGGGUUACGAUACAUUCUGUCGUGUGUCGUGUUGGUCUAGAGAUUUCUUCGGAACUGUUACAACGGUACCACUCAUUGUGGAUUUGCAUUUUUCGUAGCACCGUUUCAAACCACACCACUCUCGUUACCUCCCGUUUCGGACGGCGGAGGUUUAAUUCUUGUUUUUCCCGUGGCGACCAAGGCGGCAUGAAUGACAAAAACAAAGGUUGAUGUCCAAAGCUCGCCGAGCCAGGUCUCUGCCUCGCCCAAGGAACGGAGACUGCUCCUCCGACACAAAAUGGAAAACGGAGGCGGAACCGGUAGCUCGGACAAUGGGCAGAUGCAGCACGCGAUGGCCGAGCAACAACAACAACACCCGGAUUCCACGUCAGGAGCAGCCGCGGUGUUGUCCGGCAAGUCCGCGGGAGAGAAUAAGAAAAAGAAGAUCAACCGAGCUCCGUCUCCGGCUAGACCUAAAGAUGUGCCCGGGUGGUCCCUCACCAAGAUCCGCGGAGGGAUCGCUACCCCGACGCUGAGCGUCAAACCCGGGGCCAUUCAUCUUGGCAGCCGGGUGUCCCGGCGGAGCCCCGCGGGGAGCCCUGGUGGGAAGGAGAGCAAACCAGAGAAGCACGGUGCCGGCAGACAGACGGGAAGAGCACCGGCGUCGUCCCAAGCGAAGAGUCCUGGCAGCAAAACGGGCAAAAGCGCACAAAGGAGAAAGACCUCAGACGCCAGUACCGGAUCCGACGACUUGUCUAAGGACUCUGGAUGCGCCGCGGAGAAGCUCUCCCCGACCGACAGCAGCUCCGAGUUGUCCGACUGCGCGUCCGAGGGGAACAAGCUCUCCACGGACGCCGCGAGCAGCGACACUGAGUCCAGGAGCAGCCGGGGAGGAGGAGUGGACGGCGAGAAGCCGGUGCGGGACGGCGGCGUGUUCUUCUCGGACGUAUCAAGCCGACAACAAGCCGCCAGGAACGCGAUGGAGAAGGAGCGACUGAGCAUGGAAACCGGGGAUGAGAGCAUGUCACCCGGGGAUGAACGGUCCGCCACCUCGUUCGACAGCCGCGUCCCCGCCAGCACAUCUCUGGCGUUCUCAGACCUCACCGAGGAGCUGGUGGACGGCAUGCAGGAAGAGUUCGUCCGGGAGAUCGAGGAGCUGAGAUCUGAGAACGAUUACCUGAAAGAUGAGAUGGAGGAGCUGCGGUCUGAGAUGCUGGAGAUGAGAGACAUGUACUUGGAAGAAGAUGUCUACCAACUGCAAGAACUACGCCAGCAGCUGGAGCAGGCCAACAAGACGUGUCGCAUCCUGCAAUACCGCCUGCGGAAGGCAGAGCGGCGCUCUGUCCGUGUGGCCCAGACCGGCCAGGUGGACGGAGAGCUGAUCCGGACCCUGGAGCAAGACGUCAAGGUGGCGAAGGACGUGUCCAUCCGCGUGCACGGCGAGCUGGACAGCGUGGAGAAGAAGAGGGGCCGCCUGGAGCAGGAGAACGAGGAGCUCAGGGUGCGCCUCCAGGACCUGGAGGUGGCCAAGCAGGUCCUGCAGCAGGAGAUGGACAAGAACCCCCAAAAGAAAAGAGGGGUGCGACCAAACAACAAACCAGAGAAGAAGCUCUGUCCACAGGAGGACAGUGCCGACCUGAAGUGCCAGCUCCACUUUGCUAAGGAGGAGUCGGCCCUGAUGUGCAAGAAGCUGACCCGUCUGGUGAAGGACAGCGAGGCCAUGAAGGAGGAGCUGGCCAAGUACCGCUCGCUGUACGGAGACGUCGAUGCCUCCCUCACCGUGGAGGAGGUGGCGGACUCGCCCCACACCCGCGAGGCGGAGGUCAGAGUUCACCUGAAGCUGGUGGAGGAGGAGGCCAACCUGCUGAGCCGUCGCAUCGUGGAGCUGGAGGUGGAGAACCGCGGCCUGCGGGCGGAGAUGGACGACAUGAAGGGACCCCAAGACGAACCUCACGAUCUCACCGGGAUGAACGGCCACAUGGGGGCGGGGCUUUCGCUCGGAGGCGGGGCUAUGGUCAUCGGGGGCGGGGCUUCGUCGGAGAACGUGAUGGAGCUCCAGCGGCACCUGCAGUUCGUGGAGGAGGAGGCGGAGCUGCUGCGGCGCUCCCUGAUCGAGCUGGAGGAGCAGAACAAGCUGCUGAUGAACGAGAUCAACCGCUACAAGUCCGAGCUCCCGCCGCCCGGCCCGGCCCUCGCCUCCGGCGGCCCGGGCUCCCCGCCGAGCGACGGCGGGCUCGGCGACACCAUCCAGGAAGGGGCGGAGCUCAUCAGCGACGAGGCCACGCCCCAGGAGCGGGAGGUGCGGGAGGCGCGGCUCCAGAUCGGGGACCUGAACGGCAAGGUGAAGAAGCUCCAGUACGAGAACCGCGUGCUGCUGUCCAACCUGCAGCGGUGCGACCUGGCAUCCUACCACUCGCCUGCCUCCCACUCCUCCUCCUCCUCCUCCUCCUCCUCCUCUUCCUCCUCUGCGCCCACACUACCACCGCUGGCCUUGGAGACGUGCGGCCCAGGCGGCGACGCGGCAGACUGUCUACCCAGCAGUCCGCUACACCGGGAGGGUCCAGUAGGGGGCGAGAACGACCAUCUGGAGACACGGGACAAGAGGUGCCCACCGGCUGACAGCUCCGGCGCCGUGACGUCACUUCCUGCCUGCCUGCGGUUUAAGGACCAUGAUGCCCUGCUGGCCAUGAGAGAGCAGGCUCGCCUGGUCUCCAUGGCGAUCCAGCUGCUGACCAUUCCCACCGAGGCCAACUGCCUCUCUCCCUCGUCCCUCUACCACUUGGUCUGUCAGGAGGAGCCGGCGGGGUCAUGUGACCACCCGGACAAACCUCAGAACCAAAUGUCCGAGUUGUCAGAUCUAGCGGAGCGCCCUCUGGUGGCGGCCCUAACCAGCAGGCUGCAGGCUCUGCACAGCCAGCUGCAGGUGUUUGUGGAGAGAGUAGACAGCCUGGGAGGCUCCCCUGUUGGGGACCGGGACCCCCAGGUGGAAGGGGCCUCUCCCCAGACUCUGAUGCCCGAAGGCAGGGGCCUCUCCCUGGGUGCAACCCCCUCCCUGCUUCCCCUGGGGCCGGCCGUCUCCCAGGACAAGAAGCCCGACUCUAGCGACCAACCGGAAUGCAAGGUGAACGGUCAGGAAGAGGAGGCUAGCCAAUCAGAACCGCUGGAGUGCAACCAGAAAAAGAACCGCACUGAGAGCCCAAAGGAAGAGGCUGAUGUGACACCAGCGGGUCAGACCCAUCCAGGAGGGGUGUGUGGGACCGGACCAGGGCCCCAGGGUCCAGCCGAGGACGGAGUCCUGGAGGAGGGCCCUCAGUCUGUCACAGCUCAGGCCCUCCAGCUCAAGCAGCUCCGGGAGGACCACCAGAAGGCCCUGACGCGGCGGGACUUCCAGCUGCAGAGCGUGGGGCUCCAGGCCCGCCUGCAGACCAAGCUGUGGCGGCGGGAGAGGACGCUGCUGCUGCAGGAGUCCCAGCACCUGAAGCAGAGCCUGCUGCUGACCAGCGUCAAGCUCCGCUGCUUCCUCAAGCACUGGCGGCUGGGCCACAAGACGGCGGCGGACGGCAGCGACAUCCUGGAGGUCAACAGCCUGAAGGAGCUCUACCUGCUAUUGGAGGAGGAGAAACAUCUGACAAGCCCCGCCCACUUCCAGGCGGCCGCAGAAGAGCAGCCACGAAGCCCUACCAUCAAGUGGGGAGGUGUGUGCAGUACCCUGGCAGACCUGAGGGGGGCACUGCAGGGUCUGAGCGGCGAGCUGCGUCUGGAACGGCAGGGGUCCCAGGAACUCACCCAGCAGUUUGCCCGGGCCAAGGCCUCGUGGGAGGUGGAGAGGAACGAGCUCAAGAGCAUCAUCACUCAGUUGGACAAUAAGACGGGCAAGGUGUCCGCCGCCCUGUCCUCCUCCACGGAGGCCUUGGAUGCUCCCGACCUGAAGGGGGCGCUGAAGAGGGAGCGAGAGGAGCACCAGCUCCUCCUGGCAGAGUCCUACGCCGCAGUCAUGGACCUCACAAAGCAGCUUCAGAUCGGAGAGAGGAACUGGAGCAGAGAGAAGAUGGAGCUGGUGGACACCCUGGGGCAGGAGAGAGCUCAGUGGGAGCAGAGAGGCGGAGAGUUCAAACUACAGACCAAGUCGAAGGCCGAGGGCAGCUGUGAUGAGGCCGGCCUGACGGACAGCGCUCCCGACGGGCCCAGCCCACUGAGAGCCAAAUCCAUGUCAGAACUACAGAACCCAGAAAUCAAUGGACUCGCCACUCAAGAGGAGCGGAGCCUGUCCAAGGCCCCGCCCUCUUUCCUGUUCCGCCCGGAGUUUGGUGACAUCACCGGGAAGAACUGGAGCUACCUGACCAAUGAGACGCCGGAGGUGGCGGACGGCUGUAAGACCUGGGACGGCCCCGCCGGCCCGGAGGCCCAGCUGGACCCGGAGUCCGCCCGCAAGAGCUUCACGGCUCCGGACCGCACCGGGAUCCGGAUCUACUACAGCCCCCCCGCCGCCCGGCGCAUGGAGCACCUCGCACGGCACCAGGCGGGCGGCACGGGGCCCCACAGCGGGCCCCUGGAGUCCGGCCCCGUCCUGGUCCAAAAGCCGCCAUCCUCCUCCUCCUCCUCCUCCUCCUCCUCCUACGAGCAGUGGCUGAGCUCCCUGUCCACGCCCAGGGGGGCCCUGCUCGUCAGCCCCUCAGCGGUCAACGCCAACGGGGCCGCGGCCGACGGGGCCAUGGACUCCCCUUCGUCCUCCCCCUCUGCCUCGUCCUCCUCGUCCUCCUCGUUCCGGGGCCUGGACAUGGGGGACAUCUCGGUGAACCUGAGCGACGACAUGAAGGAGAUGACCAACUGCGUCCGCCAGGCCAUCCGCUCGUCUUCUCUGGAGAGGAAGUCCCCCAAGGAAGCAGGGAGUCAGAUUGCCGCCGGCAUGGCCACGCGCUCCACGCAGACGGCCACGCAGUGCGCCAGCGUGGGGCUCCAGACCGACGGCGUGGGGUCGGCCCCCAGGGUCCCCCAGGGGCUGCACUCCAAGGCCUGGUCCCCGCGCCACUCGCCCGCCACCGCCGUGUCCUCUCUGGCGUCCGCCCGCACCCGGCAGAUCUCCACGUCCCUGGACAAGGUCCACGGCCGCGUGGACCGGCCCUGCUGCUCACCGAAAUACGGCUCCCCAAAACUGCAGCGCCGCGUGUCCACCGCUUCGCUCAAAAUAGAGAUGGACUCAAAAGAUCCAGCGUUUGACUGGCGUGUCUCUGCCGGCCUUUCAGGCUCCACCCCCAGACUGUCGGACGGGGGCCCCUCCCGGGACCGCAGCCUGUGGAGCCUGCAGCAGAGGCCCCUGGGGGGAGGUGGGGGGUCCGCCUGGGCCCGCUCCACCACCACCCGGGACAGCCCUGUGCUGAGCGGGCUGAACGACGGGCUGUCCAGCCUCUUCAGCGUGGUGGAGCACUCGGGCAGCAUGGAGUCACUGGGGAGGGGGGACGCUGCAGGGGGCGCUACGUCCGGCAGGCAUCCCCUGGCUGCAGGCCGGCCUUCGGGGCCCCCGCCCUGCCCCGCCGAGGCCGCCCCCCGCUACGGGGGCCUGGUCCAGGAGUUCCUCCGGGACGUCUGCGGCGGCGUCGGCCGUGGCCAGGCAGGGGCCUUCGUGCCUGGGGAGAGAGCGGUCCGAGACACCCUGCGCGGAGUGGACGAGCCCAAGCCGGAGUGCGUGAUGUCCGGGGCGGGGGGGGCGGCGGCCGCCAGCGACAACGUGACCCGCAUCGUCAACAAGAGGUUCAUGAGGCACGCCGAGACCCCCUGCGUGGCACUGGGCGCGGCGUCCGGGACCGAGGAAGCCCCCUGUGACUGCGUGGCCCAGUCUCUGUCUACUUGUUUAGCUCGACCCUCCAGGUCCGCCACGCGCCAUUCGCUGGCUCAGUGUAUGCACCGCCCACAAGAGUCACCCGUAGCCAAUGAGGAGAGGCCAGACUCCUGCAAUGAAUGAACUUUGACUUCCACAGAAUGACCCCCACCCUCACUUCACCAGCACCACAUACACACUUCACACAAACACACACAAACUAAACACACAUACACACACAAUCACACUUCUAACAUCCUCCUCAAAUGUAAAUACACACAGACAAACUGCCACACAGAUCCACUGCCCAACUAACUCUUAAACUGUAGUUGCAUCCUCUCACACACACAUGCACACACACGCACACACACACACAGCACACUCUAAGUAUGUAAAUGAUACAUAAUAAUACAAGCAGUAACACACAUACUGCUAGUGAUCACCGAUAAUAAUCAAGGAACAUUCUAGAUCGGGCUAGCCGACACCACACCUCCUCCCCUUCCCCCAUCAGCCCCCCAAAACUACCAGCAGGAUCUAACCCACUCAAACACAAGGAACUAAACGUGCGUACCCAUUUGAUGUCCUCCAUGGAGUAUGCACCAACUCUCUUUCGGAAACCGGGAACAUCAAAAUGAUGAUGUCACGACCAGACCAGUCUACAAAAGGUUUCACUGCCUUUCCUUUUUUUUUUGUGGUACGGUUAGAUGGCGGUUGAGCGAAUCCACCCGGCCGAAGCAACCAGAGAGCGGCGCUCUGAGGUCCCUUCCCAAGCAUUCAUGUUAUAAACCCAGCCCCUUUACAUUGCAAACAUCGCAGCUCACAUUUUCUCCAGCAGACCUUUUCCAUGGCACCCGGUGGAUAGCCGAUCUCAUGAGAAUACCAAGGAUAAAACCGUUAGAAACCACUUGAUGCAUAAAGGGGGGGAGGGGGGGGGGGGGGGGGGGGGGUAGAGUAUUUAGUUAUUAGCACAAUUGGUCGCUUGCACAUUUCUAUUAGGAAUAUGCAUGUAUCUACCACAGGGUUUAGAAGAGUUACCUAGCGUUUAGAAAAUAGGUUAAUGAAUUGAACUAUAUCCUCAUUCUCCCCUUAAGACGUGUGUUAAUAUGCAGAAACCAACCGUGCACAAAAGUACAUCUGACUUGAUCAGCAUAGUCACUGCCCCUUGCAUGGCAAUGAGCCUCUGCAUCUCACCUCUGCACUGGCUCGCUCUGGUCUGAGGAAAUAGUCAUCGUCGUCAUCUUCAUCUUCAUCGGUUCGUUAGAUGAAGAUUGCAUGCGGCCCAGCUCCACUUUGAAAUGAUUUAUGUAAGGGAUAAUGUAAAACGAGCCAGUCAUUAUAGUUAAAAUAAACCCCAGAAAGGUUUUGUUUUUUUAAAUCACCAGCUUGCCCUACAUUAUCCCACUUAUUACAAAGCUACUUAGAAAUCCACGGUUGUAAAUAGCGUCCAAUAGUGACGGUCUGUUAUUAAUAGCAGGGGUCCGCUAUACAGAGAUAACAGACCACUGAAUGUCGUAAUUUACCAAUCAGAAUCGAGUAUACAAGGAAAAUGCUUCAGAAGCUGUAAUAUAGUUUAUCUAGACUGGCACAGAUUUCGGCAGUGAAGGUACAUGAGAUGGAAAAGAGACUGUCCUGAGGCCAGUGUUUUACUCCAGGUUCCACCACCAUGACCCUGUUCAAAUGAGCUAAACUACCACAUAUUUAUUGUACUACUUUUACCCAAAGGCAAUUACUCUACUGCUUACAACUGCCAGACUUUGAUGAUUUUCAUAUGUUUUUUAGGUCUGAUAUAUUUUACGGCAUUUGGAAGUGUUCCUCUGUGUUUUCUCUAUUUGGACAGCCAUGUCAUCUCCGUGAGGGCCUGUAUGAGCUGAUGGGCUAUCACACACUCAUCCUAGCAAAUGCAUUUAUUCAAGAGAGGAACCUUUUGAGCAUUGUUUUGAUCCCGUGUCUAAAUGUGUGCUAAAGCAUACAAUUCUGUGUCUAAAGCAUGUCCCCAUGAACAAUUAAGCAUCUGUAGACAGUGGGAUAUUCAUUUAAAGCAUUCAAACAGCCUACAACUCGAAAUGAAGCAUUAUGAUAGAGAGAUUGAUGUGCCGUGAUGGAUGAAUCUUCAUGUAUGAGAUUCGAUCUGCAUUCCUGGUUCCAACGUCUAAGGUGUUGAUAAUUAACCCAACAUGUGUAAACUUCCGUUUAAAAGAGUUCACUGAUUGUAUCUGUGAGGCCUCCAGAGGGCGCUAUUGCCUCUCAAGGCCCAAGAGUAGUUUUUAUUAUAAAUCAAAAAGCCGACAAGAGACAGCAGCCAUAGAUCACGAACAGGAAAUGGUUUCUGUUUCCUCUUCCUCCUUGCCUGUGUCUCUCUUCUCCCAUGAAUCUGUCAAUCAUUCACAGUCUGACCUGUUGUCAUGGAAACAUGAAAAAGUGUGGAUGGCUGCCAAAGUGCCUAGCAGACAGCUUGUCGGUAGCACACAUCGAAACACACACACACACACACAAAUACUGAAACGCACACAUACCGAAACACACACACACACACACACACACACACACACACCAAUACACAGCCCUGGCAUGUGUGUAAUAGGAAGGGUUACUUCAUGUAAAAUAACACUUUUCAGGGGUCCGGUAGUUUUGUGUACUUUUAAGGAAGGGUUAUGUUUAUUAUUUUGAAGAUGGCCAUUAUUAUAUGCUCGCGGGUCAUAGUGCCAGGCAACAGCCCCCGCCCGCCCACCCGCCCUGCCUCGGCUCAUUACCAGUUGACUCAGCAAGCUUGAUACAUACGACACGCCGGGGAGAACCUGGUUUAAAUAACCUACCAAGCCCAAUGGACCCAGGGCAUUGGUUGGUUACCACGACAGAGAUGAUCCUCCAUGGUGACUGUGUGGGAUGUAUAUGUUCACUCAUGUAUCCGAUACACAUAAAGAUCAACUCUUAUUGUAGGCCAGAGCUUUGCUUGACGACAUGACUGCCUGCCCUAUAGGUUCUGGAAGAAAGGAAACCCACGCAAAGAUCUGGAUUAGAGCAUUACGGUUUCAGAGUUCCACUUCCUUCCAUUGUCCUAGCGAAGUCUCCUCUACCUCUACCCCCUCCUGUGUACAGUGUGUCAUGUAUAGAGAAGUCCUGCAUUCAUAGGGUUCUUAAGCAGAGAAAACAUGCUAGCCUUGUGUUUUCAACAGCUGUACGCCACAGUGUCCCCUUGUUAUCUGUGAGAUUAUCACCAGGUGCAGUCUCUUUUAGCGCCAUAAACCGAGUAUCCGUCUAGGAUACUUGGUAGUAACUACUGUUACUUUUUAUGUACAGCAUCCUUUAUAUUUCAACUUUUUAGUUUGUGAAUUCACCCGAUAAUGUUAAUUAUACUUGGAUUGUCUUUGAACAAAUAUUGAACGGCCAGUAUGAAUAUACUUAUUGACAAAAUGGCUGUGUUUGCCUCUUUUUGUUAAGGGCCUUUUAAAUCGUUGUUUGUAUGACCUAUUUGAUUCAGGCAAACUCAUUGUAGGCUACUCUAUACCAAGGUUAUUUUGGUGUCUGAAUACAUUUAAAUGUAUCAGCAAGACUGUUAGCAUUUACAACUCAAAUGACAGUAAAACAUGUAGUGCUGUAGGACGCUGGCCACUUCUAUGUAUAGGACCUCCUACUUUAUGUUCUCAGGAGUUCUUUAGGGUGUGUUUCCAGGCAAUGAAAGACAGAAUAUUACAGAAUAUUAUAUCUAGAGAACCAUCUCUGGUCAGACGUUGUUUUCUGAUUGCCCCCCCCGAAAAGUGUCAGGUGGUCACCUGCUUUAAUCAUGUUUUGGUAAAUGGCAUCAUUUUCUAAGGUUGUUUUAAGUGGGAGUAAAAUAUACAUUUUGUACAGCAAUUAUCUUCAAACAUUUGAGGGAAGUAACCUUUUUGAAUGCAUAAUCAGGUAUUUAUUAUGUGUUUACAACGGAACCUUUGUAAGAGGAAGGAAGCAGCGGUCGUGUGCCAUGGUGACAGACAAAGGCCAGUGCAGGUUUUUGCUUCUAAAUAAUCGAUGCCAGCAGCUCCCCCUGCUGGUGAAGUGCCUUUAGGCACAUCGAGUGCUGACCCCGGCAUUAACCCUCGCUCUGAACACAACUCUCCCAACAGCCUACUCCUAUUCAGUUACACGUGUCCGACGUAAUCCAUGGUCAAUUCUUAUGUCUUAGCAAUAUCUACAUGAACCUUAGGUUUUCAUACUCCGCUUGAGCUGUCGAGUGACGGAUCGUUCUACAUUAUAGAGUUCCGGCAGAAUCACGACUUGAGAAUGCGACGGAUGGAAAACGAAAGAGUUAAAACCAUAGCGUCUCUUUGUAUUAUAAAUAAAUGACGAAGAAAAAAUAGUGGAAACCGUUUUAUUUCCUUCGUUGCUCUGAGUACAGCUGAAUGUCGGCAGUCAGGACCAAUACGCUCCCUGUUGAAGUAUGACGCUGUCUCUCUUUACGCCACGCACUUGAAACUUUCUUCUUUACGUAGUUGCAUUUUGAAAGAAAACUAAAAGUGAUGGAAUUCAACACAGUAAACGUGAGAACCGAGAUUAAGUGGAAUUGUAGCCUACUGCAGAAGAUGCAGGGGGUUUCUGAAAGGGCUGUUGAUUUGUGUUUAGGGAAUGGGUAUUGUAUUUAUGUUGUUUAUUUUCAACCACAAGCUUGUAAAAUGAGAAAUAUCGUCGCCUCCUGUUUGUCAUAGAAUUCACAAAUAAAUGUUUGCUGAAAAACAAAA
Messenger RNA from Gadus morhua (Atlantic cod), 10714 nucleotides. RefSeq names its product microtubule crosslinking factor 2 (gene mtcl2). The record is from RefSeq and is a predicted model, not a curated record. Bases 396 to 6143 code for a protein of 1915 amino acids. The transcript has 24 exons. Gene Ontology annotation, biological process: regulation of autophagy. NCBI's taxonomy places the organism in Eukaryota, Metazoa, Chordata, Actinopteri, Gadiformes, Gadidae.